CACCAGCGGGCCUACUACGUCGCGCUGCCCGACGGCCGCACGCAGAAGGUCUCCUACAGCGUAGACGGCGAGUCCGGCUUUGUCGCCCAGGUGGAGUACGAGGGCGAGGCCCAGUACCCGGAGUACCACCCGCAGCCCGCCUACAAACCGACUUACGCCGCGCCGGCCUAUAAGGCACCAGAGCCGACCUACGCCGCACCGGCCUACAAGGCCCCGGAGCCCACCUACGCUGCCCCGGCCUACAAGGCCCCUGAGCCGACGUACGCUGCUGCGACCUACAAGGCCCCGGAGCCCACAUACACUGCACCGGCCUACAAGGCCCCUGAGCCGACCUACGCCGCCCCGGCUUACAAGGCCCCGGAGUCCACCUACGCCGCCCCGAGCUAUAAGGCUCCCCAGCCGACCAACCCUGCGUACAACUCCUACAACUAAGCAGCGCAGUCUGCCAUGGUGAUAUCGAUCCUCAACAUACGAAGACGGGUGAAAGUAUGUAUUAUUUAUUGGACUGAACGCGCGUAAAUGAAUGCUAGUUACAUAUCGCAAUGAACUACCAGCAACGACGAGCGUUUGUAAACAUCACGAAAAUUGCUCAGCACUUU
Molecule: messenger RNA, 599 nt
Organism: Pollicipes pollicipes
Lineage: Eukaryota; Metazoa; Arthropoda; Thecostraca; Pollicipedomorpha; Pollicipedidae
Product: adhesive plaque matrix protein-like
Exons: 2
Source: RefSeq, a predicted model, not a curated record